AACCAGUCGAAAAAGUUGGACGUGAUAAAGAAAAUCAUCAUUUAGUUCCGUAUCGCCACGGCAAAGUUCAAUGCGAAAAAUCAUUUCUCUAAUCUGUGAUCGUUCGUUAACUAUUACUAUAAAGGGAUAAGUGAGAAAAAAUAACUUUCCUUUUAAUAACAGAAUGGGAGAGAGAAAGCAUGCUGUCAAUCAUGAUACCAAAGAAUACGGAACUUUUAACAACAAAGUAGGAAACUAUGAAGAAAAAAGUGAAAAAGCGAAAAUAUUUGACUCGGAGCUUUACACCACGGGCAAUCGAACACCAUGUCGAUUCGAAAUAGACAGAGAUGCCAUGACACAGGUGCUGCUGGACGAAACUUCUCCUCCAUUAAAAGAUUCUGAUUCAUUUCCAGAAAAAGUCCAUUCAGCCUUUAGAAAAAAUGUCAAAGUAUCAUGUGAUUGUGUUGAUCGAUUUAUCAAAGCUGCAUUGCCAAUAGCUAGGUGGCUUCCAGAUUACAGUAUUAAAAAUGACCUCUUUUUAGAUUUUUUAACUGGCGUAACUUUAUUAAUCAUGCAUGUUCCACAAGGCAUGGCUUAUGCUCAGUUGUCAGCUGUAUCACCAGUUUAUGGUUUGUACACCUCAUUUUAUCCGGUUUUAGUCUAUGUUUUAUUAGGAACAUCCAGACAUGUAUCAAUGGGUACAUUUGCCAUUUCAAGUCUUCUGGCUGGUACGGAAGUAGAAUACAUUCAUCAGCAAGAAAUGUUACAAUAUAAGUUACAAAUGGAUUCAUGGAAUUCCAUCGCCAAUGCAACCAAUUCUACUAUAAUGCCAGGCCUAAAUCCUCCCAUAGUUCAUGACAAAAUCCAUAUUGCAAUGAUUCUUACAUUCUGUGUUGGUAUACUUCAGACAGCCAUGGGUUUGUGUAGGCUUGGAUAUUUGACUUCGUUCAUGUCGGAUGAGAUGAUAAGCGCUUUUAUUACUGGUACUGUUGUUCACAUCUUCACCAGCCAACUCAAACCCUUCACAGGAGCAGCUGUCCCAAAGCAUUCUGGACCAUUCAAUGUAAUCAUGACAUGGAUAUCGUUCUUUGAAACCAUCGAUACCAUCAACUAUGUAGUGUUUCUAAUGGCCAUAUGCAGUUUGGUGUUCUUAAUCGUUGUCAAAGAGCUUGUGAAUGGCAUUUUGUUAAAGGACUUUAAAGUUCCAAUUCCUGCCGAGUUAAUUCUGGUAAUUGCUGGUACUCUUAUCUCGAAAUUUAUGUGUUUACAUGAAUGUCAUAAUGUUGAUAUCGUAGGAUUUACACCAACAGGGUUAAAAGCACCAGAUUUGCCACCAUUUGAGUUGGUUCCUAAAAUUUUGACCUCCAGUAUGAUUUUAUCAAUAAUUUGUGCAGCUACAACACUUUCAAUGGUAUUAAUCUAUUCUAAAAAGUAUGAAUACGAGGUGGAUACUAGUCAAGAACUGAUAGCGUAUGGUGUGGGUGGUAUUGUAUCAUCCUUCUUUUAUUGUUUUCCAAGUUGUGGAUCUCUUUCAAGAAGUGCAAUGCAAGAAAGUAGUGGUGGAAAAACACAGCUUUCUAGUUUCGUCUCCUGCAUCUUGAUGCUUGUGGUGUUACUUUUUCUGGGACCACAGUUUGAACCAUUACCAAGCUGUGUUCUUUCUGCUGUGAUUGUCAUGUCGCUUAAGUCCAUGUUGGUAUAUUUCGGAGAUCUUAAAAGAGCUUGGACAGCAUCAAAGUUGGAUGCAUCAGUUUGGGUUGUUACAUUCCUUUCAGUCAUUAUUUUGGACAUGGAUUAUGGAUUGAUUAUUGGAAUUUUAUUUUCUCUCAUCACUGUACUAUUCCGAUCUCAAUAGUAAGUUUUUUUAUCAUAAACAUUUU
Molecule: messenger RNA, 1859 nt
Organism: Parasteatoda tepidariorum (common house spider)
Lineage: Eukaryota; Metazoa; Arthropoda; Arachnida; Araneae; Theridiidae
Source: RefSeq, a predicted model, not a curated record